Monopterus albus (swamp eel) is the source of this 1132-nucleotide messenger RNA. Its product is annotated as troponin I, fast skeletal muscle-like. Gene Ontology annotation, biological process: cardiac muscle contraction; skeletal muscle contraction. Lineage: Eukaryota; Metazoa; Chordata; Actinopteri; Synbranchiformes; Synbranchidae. The transcript has 9 exons. The coding region runs from base 492 to 1007 and encodes 171 amino acids. The record is from RefSeq and is a predicted model, not a curated record. Gene Ontology annotation, cellular component: troponin complex.
GUUACAGUUGGAAAAACGUCUUCAGAAGUCCUCGUCUUCCAAACCCAGGUGUGUCAGACAGCUGUGGUAAAGGCAGCUCUGCCGGGUGUUUCCUCUGGGGAAACCACCUGAGCCUGAACUCCCCAGCUGAAACGUGUUAGUGGAGGCCAUGGCAGGGAGAUGCUGGGAGCAGUAAAGGACGUGUUCAUCAUGAGAAACCUGCACCAAAUGCACCCGAUGGCACCAAGCAGAGUCCCAAAACGAUAUUAAGCUCCUCCUGGAUGACGUCUGAUUUACAGGGUGAAGUUGGCAGAUGAUGAUGAUAUUUCAGGAGCUUGUUGAGCGAUUGGUCUGAGGUUCCUGCAUUUCCAUAAACAGGAGCUCCAUAUCCAUAUCUGAGCCCUCAUAUAUAUACAGCCGGGGAUGAUUUCAUUCCACUGUCACAGGCCACCACUGUCCUCCUCCUCCGCUUUCCGUCUGGUCGUAGACUGUGAAGUAAAGAAACCGCCAACAUGUCUGAAAAAAAGAUGAACUCGAGUCGCAGGCAUCAUCUGAAGAGUUUGAUGCUGUCGAUUGCGGCGAACUGGAUUGCGCAGGAGAAAAAGGACAUCGCAGCUGCCAAGGAGGCCUACCUGGCUGAACACUGCCCUAAACCCAGCAUGGGCGGAGACCAGGCCACGCUCAUGGAAACCUGCAAGAAGUUGCACGCCCUCAUAGACAAAGCAGAUGAAGAGAGGUACGACCUGGAGAGCAAAGUGGGCAAGGCUGACAAAGAGAUCGAUGACCUGAAGAUGAAAGUGGUUGACCUGGCCGGACUGAAGAAGCCGGCUCUGAGGAAAGUGCGCAUGACCGCUGAUGCCAUGCUCAAAGCUCUGCUGGGCUCCAAACACACAGUCAACAUGGACCUGAGGGCCAACUUGAAGCAGGUCAAGAAGGAGGUCAAAGAGGAGCCUCUGGAGGCGGUCGGCGACUGGCGUAAGAACAUCGAGGAGAAGGCUGACAGGAAGAAGAUGUUCGAGGCCGCCUAAAGAAUUUAACUCUGCUCAUCCAGCUUCUCUGGGCUGUUAGCACUUUUUAUGGGAUUUUUCAUUGAAUGGAAAUAACUUGUUUAAUUAAAUUUGUAAAGUUCAUCUCGGUCUGUUAUUGUACAUUU